UCUCCACCGAAGCCCUUUCCCUUUCUCUCUCCCUCAAACCUUCGCGACUUCCUUCCUUCUGCUUCCCCAUCUCAGCCCUUCUUUCUCUCUCCUUAUAAUCUCUGCUACGUCAUGUGGUUGCUACCCAGAUUGUCGCACUUCGCCGCUGUGCCGAUUUCCCUGCGAUUUUUGUUCUUCUCCUCGACCGCACCCCGAUCUCCCUCCUAAUCCCUGCCCGCCUCCGCCGUACAACGUGAUGUCGGCGGUGGUUUCACCGGCGACUGCGCCGCCGGACAGAUCCUCGUCGGAGGAUCAAUUCCAGCCAAGCAACUCGGCCCGAAAGUCACGCCCCGCACGGGCGUGCACCGCCCGUACGUCAGCUCGACUGCAGCCCCCCUUGCCGGUGCUGGAACGCCGCUCCAUCACCGGAGGUGUCAUCACCCGUCGGGAGAAAGAGGAGCAGCAGCCGGCUAGCAGGAUCAUAACCUCGCUAACGCAGCCGCCAACGCCGGCGCAGCUUCCGCGGUGGAGUCUCCGCUCCAUGUGGGAGCUGGCCUCCGUGCUCAACUUUUUGAACGUAUUCAGACCGCUGCUGAAUAUAUCGGUUGAGUUCUCAGCAGAGGAGCUUGAGACGGCGCUGCUGGUGCCGAAUAGUACAUUGGAUGACAUUCACAUUCCGCUGCUAAAGGCUAUACCACCUGUUAUCCGCAUGGCUUUAGGUCGGGCAACUUGGGUUACAGUUCUAUGCAGGAAGAUAAAAGAUUGGUGGCAUUGGGUAGCAGAUGGGGAGAUACCGAUAGUUGCAUCACAUGGGUCCGAGGUUGAGAUGUACAAGAAUCUUGAACCACCAAUCCGUGUGUUGAUUUUAAAAGCAUUAUGCGAUAUUCGUGUGGAGCAAGAAGACAUUAGAAAUUAUAUUGAUGAUUCUUUGAAACAUGGUGCACAUCUUUCAAUGUUUCGUAAAGAUCGUAUUGGUGGUGAUUCUCAUGGAGUUUCAUACUGGUAUGAGGAUGAUGAAAUAAUAGGUCAUCGAUUAUAUCGAGAAAUAAGAAAAGUUGAAGCCAAGAAGGGCAAGGGAAAAGCUGUUCCUGCACCUCCUAAUACUUCCUACCAAUGGGAAAUGGUUGCAUCUAAUUUGGAUGAAUUUCAAGAAGUUUCAGACAAACUUCUUGAAAGCAAGAAUAGGACGGAAGUUUCACUGGCAAAGAAGUUAAAAAUUGAUAUUUUGCCAGAGGUUGACAAAAUCCAGAAGAGGAAAGAUCGAUUGUUGAAGAAGCAACACAGGCAAGCUCUCCUUCUUGAUAGCUUUGUGAUUUCUGAUGGGAUUUCUUCUGGAAGGUCUCUCCGGGACAGAAAACCUGUCACUUAUACAUUUGAUGACUAUGAUAGAUCCAUAAAUGAGGCUAUCAAGAUCACCAAGAAAAGGCAAAAUUCUCCGGAGCAAGUUAUCAAAAGAGAACCUAUUGCCAAACCUGUUUCCAAUGGUGGAUUAAAUGGUGAACCCCUCACUCCUCAGCUUGCAUAUGAUGUGCAAUCACCAAAUCCCAUUGAAUAUGAAGAAACUGAUGAUGAAUUUCGCACUAGCCCACUUGAUCGAAGCAACCGAAGAAGGAAAAGGCCUCAAAGAUAUUCUGAAAAGGAAUUUGUUGAAGCCAUUUCAGAUAAUGAGGCUUAUUUUGAUAGUGACGACGAUAUCGUUGGAGAGGCAGUAUACGACGAUGAAUAUCUAAGAAGUAGAAAGCAGAAGGUCUCUAGUAGCUCUGAAGGGGACGAGGAGUACCGUUGGGAGGAUAAUGCAGAAGAUGAGGAAGAAUAUGAAGAAGAUGAAGAUGAAGAUUCAUUGAGCAUUAGUGAAGAUUCAGUUGAGCGUCGCCAGCACAAGAAGCUUCGAAGUCGUGGCAGGCGUGGAGCAAAAUUGAGAUCAGUAGAUGAACUCCAGAAUGGACUCAGACGAAGCAAGAGGUCGACAAAGCCGCGUAUAAAUUACCAGCAAUACGAACUUUCAGAUACCGACGCAGAGUCAGAAAAGGCUGAUAAUUCAAACGUGUCUGAUGCUGCCUCAGAUGCAAUGAAUGAUGAUCUAGAGCUCUCGUCAGCUAGCCAUGGCUCUCAAGACGAGGAAGCAGAAGAUGAAGAAAUGAACGAUGAGAAGAUCGAUCACAAACAACUCGAGGAGACUACCAGUGAAGCGCCCCAAUCCCAACCUCCAGAAAAAGCUGAAAGCCCAAUACAGGAAGACGGCGUGCCAAGGCGGCGAUUCCUAGACCUCAAUGAGCUCGCACCCGGAACAAGCUUCGAGGACGGUCCCAACGCAAUGAUCAAGGAUGAAGAUGACAACAUUUAGGUGAUUAUCACCCAAAUCAAGUUCUUCAUAUCCCAGCCUUUUCUAUGUACCCAUUUUUUUCUUAGGAAGUAUAGAAAUUGAGGGCUGAGGGGGUAUAAAAUACUGAAAUUUUGAGUCCCCAUCAUGGGGAUUCUCCACAGAUCCCGGUUUGAAUUUCAGGCCUGAGGUAAGGCAUGAAAUGGAGAUUGUAGGCCUACUGAGAUAAAUCCGAAAAGCCGAAAAACCGAUAUAAGAUUGUAAGAAUGUGUAGAUAGAUCAUCACCUUAUCUUUAUUGUCAGAUCAAGUUGGAUUUGUUUCUUGAUCAGACAAGACAAAUUGUAGGAACUUUGUCCAUUAUCUUCCAUGGAUCUACACAUUUUGGUCUACAAUGUCCCUUUAUUUGCCUCUACUGAUCAAAUGUUACAACAUCUAACUAGAAGUGGGGAACAUAUAUUUAAGGUUCAGGCAUUAUAUGUGAUUUAUUAAAUACAAUAUGAGCCUUGUAUUUUAUGGUUCAGUAAGUAUGAACUAUUUAAUUAGAAUUCUAAAGAAGAUUGAGAGCUUUUUCCUUCA
This is a messenger RNA of Dendrobium catenatum, 2876 nucleotides long. RefSeq names its product DDT domain-containing protein DDR4. Gene Ontology annotation, biological process: regulation of DNA-templated transcription. The coding region runs from base 236 to 2323 and encodes 695 amino acids. The transcript is spliced from 12 exons. The record is from RefSeq and is a predicted model, not a curated record. Gene Ontology annotation, cellular component: RSF complex. NCBI's taxonomy places the organism in Eukaryota, Viridiplantae, Streptophyta, Magnoliopsida, Asparagales, Orchidaceae.